CAACAAUGGCUGCAAACUGAGCGAAUUCUUCCUUCUCGCGGUUUGCGAUUUGUGUGUGAAAAAUAUUAAAAUAUACAGUGAAAAACGGUAUCAAUUCGGUCUAGCUGAGAUUUAAGCCGUUCUUUCGGAAGCACUUUUGUGGAAUACAGUGAAUGCUACGGAAUCCAAUCGGGCCGGAGUGAGGAAAUCGGACUUUAAAAUCUUACGGUUUCCGUAGUACCCCGAUUUCCACGAAGAAUCUGAUUCGCAAACGAAUAUCUUUUUCCUCUUCCUGAUUGUGUAAGUUUUCUUUGGUGUGUGUGUGUGUGUGUAUGUGAAAGCGCAGUGUUUUGACUUUUGAUAUACGAGGAUAAUCUGCUUCAUCGGGGAAAGGUGUCAGACCAAAAUUGUGCAAAAGUUUGAUUCGACAUUAUUAUCGGAAAGUAGUGUUACCUCGUUUCCAGGACAGCGCUCGCUUCCAGUCGAUACCUUAUCACGCUGAAAAUUUCCGACCCACAGUAGUAUCCUAGCGCAGUACUUCUGCCGUCGUCCUGUAUAUUCGCCUUCCAGGAGAGGACCGACCAGUUGUGUGCUAAAUAGGGAGAGCGAGAAAAAGAGAGGAACAUACCAAGCAAGUGUACACCGUGGUAUCUGACGGCGAAAGAGAAGAAAGAGCCAGGCUCCAAUCGUGACACAGCACAGCCUGCCAGCGUGAGUGGUGUGAAAAUUUGUUGUGUAAGUCCCGAAGUGAAAAGCGGAAGGAAGAUCUUGCUGCCACAGCAGACCUAUCUUCUAUUAUCUGCGCUGUGUUUCGGAAAACUACAGCUAAUACAGCUCCAACAAGUCGGACAGGCAGCUUCCCAUUUACCAAACGGUGCAGCCGCACUCACUGGUGUCUGGUGUUUUGAUAGCAUUCGAAGCAAGAUCACGACACGACUCACGGCAACGAUGCACUAGGUCAAUCGGUGGUGGGUAGGAAAAAUAGCAGCUAUUUUUAAGUCAUCGGACACAUCGCGGUUGCGUUCACAAGUUGCAGCGGAAAAGAAAAGUCAUUCGACAUUUAAAGUUAGUUUGUGUGUGGUCUGUUUCCUCCCAAAUAAAAUGAGGAAAAUCGGGGAUUGUGCUAAUGUGUGAGAGAAUAGUUUCCAAACAGUUGCUUCGACGUAUCCCUUUCCACUGUAAAACCGGAGGGCUAAUAUCUGUAAGUUUGAGCACAGAAACUAGGCUAAAUCCGAACAGGGAAAAUAAUCUCCCCUUGAAGUCAAGUGGCAUCAUUGCAGUGGUUGACACAAGUGUCAAAGCAAAAAAAAAAUCAAUGAUUCAGAAUCAUUUCGAAAGCAUCCGGUACUGGAACGUGGCUUGCUAGAAUCUCUCGAAGAAUCCUCCACUACGAAUGUAACGAAUCUAUUGCUUACUGGAGAGUGUGUCUGUGUGUUGGUAUCGAAAUUUGAUCAUUUCGGAAGUGUUGUUAAAGUUUAGCUUGAAGCGUAAUAUAAAGCGUUACAAAAGGAAAACAUCGCGUUUUCCAAAUAAAAGUGUAUUGUUAUAUAAGAGUGUGUUUUCGUGAAUUGCUCUGUUCCAGUGGGAAGAGAAUCUGCGUCAAAGACGCAGUAUAACAGAAGCCUGUUCAAGUGAAUCUUCUAACGGUGUACGCACCCGUCUAGCUGUUGCGGCAAACGGAAGCGGUUAAAUUUUUGCUGAGUGACCCAGGAAACUAGAAAAGGCCGUCAAACUGGAGCGACUUCCAGAAUAUCUGCGUGAUACCGUGGACUGGUUUAUGGGCGCGAUACAGAUAUUGUGAAAGUAUUCGCUUAGCGGUCUGGUGGAAGCAAUCAACACAUCAUACCCGCUGUCCCGGGCCCCACGGGGUAAACACCGCCUGCAUCUCGGCAGAUUAUGAACAGUUUUUCCGGUAAUCGAUUUCGCAGAAUGUGGACCACGGCAGUGCUGAACGCCAUCACCAAUCGAGCCAAUUCGGCUUCGAAAAACCUUUCCGUUCGCUAUUCCUCGAUUCCGAACAAUGACAGCGGUCCCUCGUCGGCCUCGGCCAGCAAUCUCAGCAAGAUUAUGGGUGGUUCCGGUAUUAUUCUACCGCUGGACGUCGAGGAAACGGUUACGUGCUUCUGCAGAAAAGCCCGACGCAAGGAACGAGACGGCGACUCGAGUCAGAGUGACACAAAGCUAUACCUGGAGGAGGGAGUGUUGGAACGCAAAUUACCCGAUGCCGAUCUGAGGUUACUGGUGGACCUGCCCGCUGGUUUAGACUAUAAUGAAUGGCUUGCCUCGCAUACUCUGGCGCUUUUCGAGCACGUGAACCUAGUGUACGGAACAAUUAGCGAAUUCUGCACCACAUCCGGCUGUCCAGACAUGACUGGACCAGGAACUAGAAUGUAUCUAUGGUUCGACGAGAAGGGCAAGAAGACGCGCGUCGCGGCUCCCCAGUACAUCGACUAUGUGAUGACGUUCACGCAGAAAACCGUCAGCGACGAGUCGAUAUUUCCCACCAAAUAUGCCAAUGAGUUUCCUAGUUCGUUCGAGAGUAUUGCUAGAAAAAUUUUACGUUUACUGUUCCAUGUGAUCGCGCACCUGUACGCUGCGCACUUCCGCGAGGUGGCGCUGCUCGGGCUGCACGCGCAUUUAAACCUCACCUUCGCCCAUCUGACAGCGUUGCAUAGGCGUUUCAAUCUAAUAGAACCCAAAGAAACCGAAGUUUUGCGUGAUCUAGAAAUCGCUUUACGCUUAACCGACGAUCCAGUACCUGCGUCCGCCGGUGGCAGUACCACCCAGCAGUCCAGUGCGGGAUCGGAUAGUGCAUCCGUAUCGGCGACGUCCACUUCGACGGCCUCAACCGGUGGCAGUACGGCAGGGACAGUGACGGGAGGUGGACUAGCAGCACCGGUGACGACGGGGGGUUCCUGUGUGGAGAACAAUAAUAGCAGCAGUAGUGAUAGUGGCGUUGCAAUGAUGCACUCGCUGAUAGAUGGCGAUGCGACGGCGCAGCCAAUCUGUAAACAACCGUUAGAAUCGGGCAAUGUAAAUAAUAGUCAUAAUGCUACUAGUAGUAGAGAACAAAUGAUGCAGACGUGCGGUCCGGGCCUGGGUGGUGGUGGCGGCGGCAGUGGCAGCAGCACCGGAAGUGUCGGUGUAAUCGGUUGCGGCGUAGGCUAUAGCACCGGUCUCACCAGCAGCGGUGGCAGCAACAGCACCCAGCAAACCUCCAAUCCCCAGACAACGGCAUAGUGGAUACGUUGGACGGCUAGUAUGGGUGCCGGAGCCGGUACCAUUUUCCUGCUGGGCGGGGCUGCGUGUUGUGGAGCCUUGCAGCUUCAAACCAAUCUCUGACCAAAAUGUGAUUUAUCCCCUAAAAAAACAAAAGGAGAAGGAAAAAAAAAAACAAACAAAAAAUAAUGCAAACAGCAACCAGCGGAAUGCUUAAUUAUUAGAGUAACCUCUAGUAGCGAAAAAGAAGCAAAGCAAAGGAAAACAGAAAAUCCCAAUAUCCAAAAAAUAGGCAAGUUUCUAAAAGCAACACCAAAACUCACAGAGUACACUCACUGAAGUUGACUGGCAGCAGAGAGCAAACAAUAGGCACUACCAAAACAGACAAGAAAAACAAAACGUUAACUCCUCUGGAUUACUUGGCUAAGUUGAUAUAAUUUAUGUUGUGUUUAGAUAAGUUGAGAUCGUAGGUAGGUACGGACAGGCACUUUUUUCCUUGAUAAACGAAUGCGAGCAGUUGCUGCUUUUGUUGUUGUUGUUGGUUGAUUGGUUGGUUGGUAGAAUAAAAUUCAACCGAGCAUACCGGAGAAACAGAAACAAAGGCUCACCCCCUACCAAAACGAAUUUGUUUUUGCAUCUCGCAGCAACAAAUCGUUAUUUACUAUUUUUGCAGCCUGCAAGUAGCCUAGCGCGGGCUAUCGAUACGUAAGUGCCGCAAAGCAAUACGUACUACAACACGUAAAAGAAACUAGUGUUUCGGCUUGUGCGAGCGAAAUUGUCAGUACGGGCAACCACUGAAGCAACAGUGUGCAGCACACAAAUACAAACAACCACACGCAGUAGAAUGUUUUCUUUUCUGUUGAUAGAAUUGUGAUUGUGAUUCAGUAGCUAUGGUUUACUAUUAUUGCUAUUAUUAUUUUUUAAAAUGAAAACUAUUGUUGUUUUUAUCAGUUUGGCGCGGAUUUCGGAUUUCUUCUUAAGGAUUAUUUUCGUGAGUCUGACUGGAAUGUGCCGCAGUGUAUACGUAGUUUGAACUGUGAUUAUCCUGAAAUUACCUUUCUAUUGCGGCAUAUCAAGUUGUGAAUUAUUGAAGGAUCGUUGGAUUUUUUUGGCGUAGCCUGGAUCGUAAUAGAUCGUAUGUUAAAAAAUAGUAUAGCUGAUCUUUUUAUAUAAACAACAUCAAGCACGUAAGCUCCGAGUACCGACAGUUUUUCAACGUAAAUGGUCGUUGGUUUUACUGUUGCCAACAAGGAAGAUAGGUGAUCGCAGAAGUGUUGUGACAGUUGCUGUUCAAAUAAAAAAUCCAGGCAAAGUUCUAUUUUAAGUUUGAUACAGACCAUCGUUUUUUUUUUAAAAGGAAUCCGCUCGCUCGAAUGUUUCUUUUGAUUAGUUUUAGACAAGUCUAAUGUGUGGAAGAAAGAGCUAAGAACUCGAACACGACAAGUCAGGUCGAGACAAAAACAACAAACUCCUGCGACAAAAAGUGAUAUUCUCGAUUUAAUGAUGCCUUCGCAUAGUGGUGUACAUUUACAAAUUCCUAUUAUCUGUCCUAUUUGUUGCACAUAUGUUCUCUAGUGAUUAGAACGCUAUUUGUUUCACCCUUCACUUUGUUGUUAAUUUAAUUCUAUUCUUUUUCUCCCACCCACCUUCUGUUAAACUGUUUUAGAACUGCUUGUUCACAACGAAAAAUUAGAUGCUUUUGUUUUGCUUUAUAACUAGUUUCGUCGAUCAACGGGAAAAAAAACCAAGAAAUGGCGACAAUUUCGGUAAACAUGCAAUGUCAGUCCAUCAAUACCAGUCAAUAGAGAAACAGAGAGAAAUAAGAUAAACUCUAAAGCGAAACAUACACAAACAAACAAACUCACAUACACACACACACACUUAGUAGCAGGCACUGUUUGCUAAACCAGAACAAACGAGUAAAACCUUUAGAAACCUUAAUAAAAAGAAUAGUGAACUUAAUGAAUAAAAAACUAAUAUAAAGAAAUGAUGAAACUGUUGCUGCAAUUGAUACAUUAAAAGAAAAAUAGACAAGUAGAAGAAAGAGAGAGAUAAAAUAUGAGGUCUAUAUAUUUAAUACAAAAAAGAAAAAUAAAAAUAAAGGAAAAAAAUAUAUUAACAUAUAUUGUUGUUGUUGGCUAUGCCAUUACAUUGAAAGAAACUAGAUUUUCGAGCAGUAAGCAAAUCGAAACAACAAAAGAAGAAGAAAAAAAAACAGAAACUUUAAUGAGCAUACUAAUUAGAGCAUAGAUAAGA
This is a messenger RNA of Topomyia yanbarensis, 5454 nucleotides long. RefSeq names its product MOB kinase activator-like 2. The transcript has 7 exons. Gene Ontology annotation, cellular component: nucleus; cytoplasm. Gene Ontology annotation, molecular function: protein kinase activator activity. NCBI's taxonomy places the organism in Eukaryota, Metazoa, Arthropoda, Insecta, Diptera, Culicidae. Bases 1876 to 3219 code for a protein of 447 amino acids. The record is from RefSeq and is a predicted model, not a curated record. Gene Ontology annotation, biological process: signal transduction; positive regulation of protein phosphorylation.